Molecule: messenger RNA, 1868 nt
Organism: Cyprinodon tularosa
Lineage: Eukaryota; Metazoa; Chordata; Actinopteri; Cyprinodontiformes; Cyprinodontidae
Gene: ngs
Product: notochord granular surface
Exons: 11
Coding region: 80-1645 (521 amino acids)
Biological process (GO): skeletal muscle organ development
Cellular component (GO): intermediate filament; cell-cell junction; sarcolemma
Source: RefSeq, a predicted model, not a curated record
CACUGCAGCCCUCAGAGGAAAGCGUGUGUGACCAUUUUCAAGUAUUUAGAAAAAGUUGUGUCUCUAAAAGAUAGCCACGAUGAGCCACAGCCCAGAGAGAAUGUCCUCAUAUCGUCGUUGUUUUGAGGGCGUAAAUGUUAACAAACUUCGGGUGUCUAGUCCAUCUCCUACCCGACGAGAAACUCGCCACAGGUCAACCAGCUUCAACAGAAAUGUGGGGUGGAAGGUAACAGGCUGCAGGACCCUCACCUACAAGCCUCGUCUGACCAGCAGCAGUGCAAGUAUGGGCUCGUUGUGCUUGGAUGUGUCUACUGGACAUGGGACAAAUUUGGACCUGGAUGCAGCAGCAGCAGAAAACCAGGCUUUCAAGCUGACUCGCACUAAUGAGAGGCAGGAAAUGGUGGUCCUCAACGAUCGCCUGGCAUCCUACAUUGAAAAGGUUAGAACUUUGGAGUCCAAGAACAAACUGCUAGAGGGUGAGAUCGAGGCUUUGAAAUCCACCUAUGAGAGAACAGCAGGUUUGAGGAAGCUUUAUUCAUCACAGCUAAAGGAACUGAACAAAGAAGCUGAACAAAUAAAGGAGCAGAGGGAUUUGUCCUUGGUAGCCAAAGAGGAAAUGUCUUGCCAGUUGGAUGUGCUGAAGUCUAAAUAUGAUGAAGCUCUUGAGGCCAGGAAGCAGAUAGAGCGUCAAAUCGAGACUCUGCGCCCGGAUGUGGAUAAAGCCACUUCAACCAGAAUUAAACUGGAAAAGCAGCUGGAGAACCUGGAGGCUGAGCUGACCUUCCUGCAGGGAGUUCACAAGGAGGAAAUCGAUGAGUUGAUGCAGCAGAUCAAUUCAGCAGCUUCAAGGAUGGGCUUGAACUUCAACCUCCCAGACCUUUCCUCUGCUCUCACGCAGAUUCAGUCUCAGUACGACAGCAUUGCUGCUAAGAAUCUGCAGGAUAUGGAUGCAUGGUACAGAUCAAUGUUCCAGGACAUGAGUGAUGCUUCAUCCAAGCAUGCACAAAGCAUUCGAACUCUGAGAGAGGAAAUUACUGCUUAUAGAAAAGAUAUCCUGAAUAAGGAACAAGACUUGGAGUCACCGAGGGCAAGAAAUGAGCAUUUGGAGGCCUACAUCCAUGACGCUAAAGAGAAACAAAUGAAGUUGGAGGAAGAAUUAGAGGAGCACAUUGAGGCAGUUAAAAAAGAUCUGAAGCUGACCAAGCAGAAGACUGCUCUGCUGAUGAGGGAAUAUCAGGACCUUCUGAAUGCCAAGAUGGCAAUGGAGAUUGAGAUAACCACCUACAGAAAGCUGAUAGAGGGUGAGGACAGCCGCCUUAGCACCAUGGUUGGGGAGCUCUCUCUGACAGGUGACCCUCAACGCACCAACAGGAAUCCCUCUGAUCCUUUAGCAUUAAUUACACCCCCUGGAGGGUCUUUAAAACUUGAAGGCCCCAAAAACACAUGUACAGGGAGCAACGACACAGCUGCAGCUUCUACUGACAACCCAGCUGGUGGAAACCUACAGCAGGAGGCAACAGAGAAGUCUGAGAGGAAGACGCUCCUCAUCAGAACAGUUAAAACGGGAGAGGAUACCUAUGUGAGUGAAACUCAGCAGUGGACCGUCACCAUUUCUGGAGCUGCUGAGGACACAGAGGAAGAAUAAACGCAUCAAUGUUUCCCCGCGUUUCACUAAAUUAAAAAAGUUGUAGAAACCUGCGCUACGUUACAGAAAAUACUGGACAUCGAUCUAACCUUUUACAUGUGUUACUGACUCAAGGUGCUUUGAUGUCUCAGCUCCUCUGCCUCUUUAGUCGGCUACUGUGUUUGACUUGUUUUUGAAAAUAGCGAAAUAAACACCAAGCAAAAGCAUUCUUUUAUUAUUUUUA